Leucoraja erinaceus (little skate) is the source of this 3475-nucleotide messenger RNA. RefSeq names its product tescalcin a (gene tesca). The transcript has 8 exons. The record is from RefSeq and is a predicted model, not a curated record. The coding region runs from base 160 to 807 and encodes 215 amino acids. Lineage: Eukaryota; Metazoa; Chordata; Chondrichthyes; Rajiformes; Rajidae. Gene Ontology annotation, molecular function: calcium ion binding.
GAAACUGGAGUGAGAGAGAGCAAGUGGACUGGGACGAGGACGAGGACGAGGACGAGGACAUCCCGAGUGCCUGCGCUCGUCCAUUCCCCCCUCCCUCGGGUGGGCUGGGCUGGGUCAGUCAGUCUCCAGAAGCCCGCUGAUCCCCGGGACCGUGAGAGCAUGGGCGCCUCGCCGUCGCUGUCCGCCAGGGAGAUCCGCAACCUUACCGACUCCACCAGCUUUUCUGCAGAGCAAAUUGAAAUCCUGCACAGAAGGUUCCUACAUCUCACUGAUGGGAAGACUACAAUGAGCAGAAACAGCUUUGACAAUGUUCCAGAUUUGGACAGUAAUCCCAUUAAAUCAAGAAUCGUAAAUGCAUUUUUUGACGGGAGAAACCUGGGCUUACGGUCGAAAGAAAGAGUUGAUGAAAUCACAUUUGAAAACUUCCUGACCACGUUGUCGUUUUUCCAACAUGUGGAGGAUACCCACCCAAAGGAAGACUUGGAGUUCUGCAAAAUUGAAAAACUUAAAUUUUUAUUUCGCAUGUACGACACUAAUGGAGAUGGAAAAAUCACUUUGGAAGAAUUAAGAGAGAUUGUAGAUGAAUUAUUAUCCAAGAAAGCUACUACGGAUGUUACUUCCUCGUCAAUAGCAGACGCUGCAAUGUUGGAGGCUGCAAACAUCUGUAUGGGACAAACGGAAACUGACGAACAAUACGACGGAAUAACCUUUACUGACUUCCUUCAGAUAAUGAAAGACCUCAAGAUAGAAUCCAAAAUGCAUGUGCGUUUUCUACAAAUGGACACCACAGCCAUGUGCACACAGUAAAAGAACUGGAAGUGAACAAGCCUGCAGAAAGCAAACAAAUAAUCUGUUGAUUGUGAAUGGGGUGAUGCAGUACAAGUCCAAAGUAACUGUACUCAUCUGUAUUUUUUAAACUUAGAUUUUGUACUUUCAUCCUUGGAGAAAGUUUUAGAAUUUAGAAAAAAUGCAGCUUCUUGGUGAAUCGGUUCUGCUAUUCCAGAGCUCUUUUUGAGCAAAGGUUCUUCCCUCUAUAAUCAGUAAAUGGUGCACAAAGUAAUUUUACACAAAGCAUUGUUUAUAAAACAGAAGCUACACAGUUAUUUUAAUUGAUUUCCAUGCAUUUUCUGAGGUUCUGCGGAUGGGAGCAAUUUAAAGUCAAAUAGUUCAUUUGCUUGUACAGUUACUAAACGAGUAAGUGACGGCCCUCCCUACAAAAAUGACCUAUUUCCAAACAUUAUUGAUAGCCUAUGCUUCAGUUUAGUGUGCAAUGGAAUCACAGCAUGCUAAUCAACUAAUCGCCUAACGCUUAGUCCCUGAGAAACACAACUUUCCUUUCAAAUAAAUCUUGAUAUACCUGAACAUUCAGUUCAACAUGGCUUGUUUAACCUAACCUUGGUAAGAACUGGCAAAUUACUAACAUGCUGAUUCAACCUACUCACUCUUGUACCAUUAAAAGGCUUUGUUGGGGCCUUCCUUUCCCAUCAAGUUGUGGCAAUGCCUUCCAAAUACUGGAUGGGAACGAUGCUCUCCCCAGCCUCUCCUUAUUGGUGCCUAUAAAUUCAGUUGCAUGCACCAUGUUCUUUCCUUUGCACCAUUUUAUUUACAUUUCCCAUUCUCCAGAGAUUUUUAUUCCUCUGCCUUCCAGUCUCAAGGGCAUGCAAAUGACUCCUGAAGACCGUUGCCUUUCACCAAUGCUAUUAAUUCCCAGACUGGGAGGAAUUAAUCACCAGCGUUUCCAUUCUAUUCUGUGGGGAGAUUCUAGCUAUGGAUCAGCACUUGCACCUUAAUGCUUGGAGUAGCUGCACUACAGUGAACCAAUACCACUUUUAUGAAAACAAUCUGAUGAUGGAUACUUUAUUUUUUAUAGUAGUUUGUACUUGUAUGUUUGAUUGCAUUCUUACUAUUUUAAGUACCAGAAUUAAUAAAGAGAUCCUAUUGAUUCUUCCACAUAAUUGAGACGAUAUUGAGCUGCAUUUUCUGGCAGUUAACCACUAUUUUUUAUUUUUCGGAAUGUGGGCUUCACUGGCAAAGCCAGUGUUUGUGUCCAUGUCUAACGGAUUGAAAUAUGUGGUAAUGUGCUGCCUUGAUAAGGUUGCCGUCCUUUUGUAGAAAUUUCUCCCAUAGUAUCGUGUAAGGUGUUGCAGGAUUUAGUUGGGCACCGUGAUACAUUUCCAAAGAAAGGGGCAGCACAGUGGCAGCGUUGUUGCCUUACACUCUAGAGAUUAGAUUCUGAUUACGGGUGCUGUCUGUGCAGAGUUUGUACGUUCUUCCUGUGAUUGUGGGAGUUUUCUCCAGGUACUCCGGUUUCCUCCCGCACUCCAAAAACGUACAGGAUUGUAGGUUAAUUGGCUUCCAUAAAAAUUGUACAUUGUCCCUAGUGUGUAGGAUAGACCUAGCGUUAGGGCUGAUCACUGGUUGGCACAGGCCGAAGGGCCUAUUUCCGCACUGUAUCUCUCAAGUCUAAAGGAAAGUAAGACGAUGCAUCAGGUAAGCCACGUGCUGCUGCAUUUGCAGUUGCUGAGCAACACUUUAGUUUAACUUUUUUGCGCAACUUGAGUUUUGUCUUUUAUGAAAAAAAUGGCUAACAAAAAGAAAUUGAUAAAGGUUCUAAUCCCUAAAAUAACAUUAUUACAGCAUUGCAAAGUACAGCUAUUUACAUGGCUAAGCUUUUUUCGUCACAGUCCAAACGGACUAAAAUUCUUAUCUCCUUUUGUUUACUAGAUUUUAAAGUUUGCAGAUUUUAAACCAGCUAUUUUUGUUCAGAGACAAACCAAAGACAUACUCAGUGGUAGAGCUGAUGCCUCACAGCGCCAUGGGCCCAACUUCAAUCCUGACUUUGGGUGCUGUCUGUGUGUGAUGCAAUCUCCCUGUGACCGCGAGGAGUUUCUCCGGGUGCUCCAGUUUUCUUCCGCAUUCCAAAGACGUGCAGGUUUGUAGGUUAAUUGGCAGCUGUAAAUUGGCUCCAGUGUGGAUGAGAAGGUGGGAUGACAGAACUAGUGUGAACAGGUGGUUGAUGCUCAGCAUGGACUCUGGGGGCUGAAGGAUCUAUUUUAACGAUGUAUCUCUGUACUACCCUAUAUAUAAAAUUAAAGCAUUGCGAUGUUUUCCUCCACAAAAUGGAAGCAAGAAUCAACUGACAAUUAGAAACCAAUUUUAUUGUUUUACAGCAUUUCAGGCCAAAACUAGGAGACUUCCAAUGGAACAUGGUCUGAAUUAUACAAUAGAGUAUUCAAAAACAAAUGUACCUGAUAUAUAGCAACACAAAGUUUACACUUGAACAUUUUCAUCGUUUUAAAAAAAUAUACACGUGGAUUCUCUAAAUGAAUAAGGUGCAUGAAAUUACAUUUAUAUAUGAUGCACAUGAUGUCCUGAGAUUUCCAAACUUAUAUUAGCAAAAUUCUCUUGGUUUGUCCUGAUUGUUAGACACAUUCAUUGCAUUCUGCAUUUAUUUCCAAAACAAUAGAAAACUCAC